This is a messenger RNA of Saccostrea cuccullata (small rock oyster), 2013 nucleotides long. Its product is annotated as rab5 GDP/GTP exchange factor-like. The record is from RefSeq and is a predicted model, not a curated record. Gene Ontology annotation, molecular function: DNA binding; zinc ion binding; guanyl-nucleotide exchange factor activity. Gene Ontology annotation, cellular component: cytosol; endocytic vesicle. NCBI's taxonomy places the organism in Eukaryota, Metazoa, Mollusca, Bivalvia, Ostreida, Ostreidae. The coding region runs from base 352 to 1704 and encodes 450 amino acids. The transcript has 5 exons. Gene Ontology annotation, biological process: vesicle-mediated transport.
GGUGGCAGAUUGCAGGUUAAUUAUGGUCUGUAGUUCAGCAGGUUAAGUAAGAACCCUUUGUUUACAAACAAAGUCACAUGACCCAGCACAUGCCUAGGGAUUAAUGUCACCUGCCCAAGCCAGUAAUGAUUGCAUCAUCACAGUUUGUCAUUGGUCGGCUUGGAGUCCACAACUUAAUUAUACUGCUAAUGUGCAACAUUUGAAAAUCAUUUCCUUUGUUAAGACAUUUCCAUAAUUGUUUUUGUCCAGUGCAGUUCAGAAAGCAUACAAAGCCUAAUUUUUUCAAUUUGAAGAAAUUGGGAGUUAAGGGUUUCAAGUGUAAAGGGUAGAAGAUUGUGCAAAUGAGCAGUCAUGUCUUUGGAAAAUGUUUUUACAAAACUCAAUGUGAAAAUGAAAGAAAACUUUGUGCUGAGGAUACAUGAUGAAUAUGAUGAUGAAUUUGUAGUAAUUGAUGUGAAAACUAUCAAUGGGAAAUUCUGUUACAGGGAUUCACCACUACAAGAGAGCUCAGGUCCACGUAAAGAAAUCAAGCGAGUGAGCUUGGAAACUCAACAACUCGGGACUGAGUUUGCAGAUUAUCUCAAGUCCAUACGUAAAAAUGUGGCAGUGGACGUAUCAAAGAACACAAAGUCGAUCGUGGAUAAACUCACUCAGAACACAGAUGCCCCCGUGGAGGAAUUGUCCGAGAUGGUUCAGGAUUUCUACCAGAAUAUGUCUGACAGGAUGAACAUGCAUAGUACUUAUAAAGGUCAGAGUCAUGAGAUGACAGAGAAGUUGCUGGACUACAUUGAGAAGUACGUGAUGGUGCGCGUCUACUCCAUGGUGUUUUGUCAGAGUAACGAGGAUGAACAGAAAGAUCUGAAGAUUCAGGACAGGAUCCGAGGUCUACACUGGGUGACGGCGCAGCAGCUGGACACACCCAUUAACGAUAACGAAGAGGAGGUCCGACAGUUAGUGGACAGGGCGAUCACAGAAAUAAUUGAGAUGAAUUCAAAGAAAUCACCCCCUGACAAGUUGGAUUGUGUGACUCGGUGUUGUAAGAAUAUCUUUGAAAUCUUGCGCCACUCUAAAACGGGCCCAGCUAAUGCAGAUGAUUUCCUCCCAGCCCUGAUAUUCAUCGUACUGAAGGCCAACCCCCCACUACUCCAGUCAAACAUACAGUACAUCACAAGGUUUGCCAAUCCAAGCAGACUAAUGAGCGGAGAGGCAGGGUAUUAUUUCACAAACCUGUGUUGUGCUGUGUCUUUCAUCGAGAGUAUCAAUGCGGAGUCGUUAAACCUGACACAACAGGAGUAUGACAGAUACAUGUCAGGGGAGGCAAUUCCUCCCCAGAAUGGACAGGACAAUACGUGUGAUGGUCUCCGUAUUAUGUGGGAGAAUCUGCGGACUCUCUCAGAUCUCCGACAGCGACAGGAAAAGGUCAUGGCCGACACACUUCAGCUCCAACAGGAAAUGAGGGAAUUCCAGGACAGCUUUAAACAGGAAGUGGAAAGUGUUCUUAAGAGAAAUCCAUGGACCAUUAGACCUCGGAAAAUGAAAAUUGACAUUGAUGCAGACACCGAAAAUAUCACAAAUCUUCCUACUCCUCUUCUUCCAGAACCGUUAAUGCCGACAAAAUCUUCAGCGGGGCAGGGAACCAGUGUAGAGAGUCCAUCAGCAGAUACAGUGGCAGGGGACAUCACCCCUACAGACUUACUCAGUUAAUUUUGUAAAUUACUGUGGUGUACCUGAAACAAGAGAUUGUGUAAUGUGUGUGUGUGUAUGUGGUUAGAGAAUGAGUCAGUGAUUGAGAGAGUUUGAAAUUCAGAGAAACGAUGAAGUUAAUAAUUACAAAGCCUCUAGUAGACUAAAGACAUACAUUUAGAUCUGAGUAAUCAUUUUAUACUCAUCACAACACAAACACUGAUACUCAUCGAGGGAGCUUCUCCUGGACAAGGAGGUGAAAUGUACAUCCCCCUUAAAGAAGUGAAAUGCCCAUCUCCCUUAAAGAAGUGAAAUAUCCAUCUCCCUUUA